AUGGUUCAAGCAGUAUUCCUGAGUAGCAAGCGGCGCAUCAUAGGUCGCAACCAUGCAUCGCAGGAAGGGUCCAAAGCUGUCUCGAGAAGCAAGACAAACUUUGACGGCCCAACAGCGCCACAGAUUUGGCUCGUCGUUUUGGCAGAAGCUGUCGAUGUUACCUGGAAAAGUUUUACAUUGGCCCGGCCUUACAGAGAAAGCGGCACAACAAGACAAGUGCAUGGUCCAGCCUUUCUGCAUUUCAAAAGCGGAAAAUUCAAUGCUGAUAAAGAUAUAGGUCAACAAGCCAACCUUCGUGCCAUCGCUAAGGAGACAGGUGAAUAUCACCAACUUACACUUGAGCAGCGCGCAGAAAUGGUGGAGGAAUUUGAAAAAAUCAAAAUGUCAGGACUCAGCAAGCCGGUAAACAUAACCUCUCGUACUUGUCUCGCAGAAAUAAAUAGUAGCUUUGCAGCCAUGGUUAGUGAGGCUGAAGCGAUGAAGGAACGUGUGGGCACAGAAACAUUACUCGUCACUGUACAAAGUUCAGCAAACCUCAACAUGCUACCAAAAGAUCCAAUGAAACUGGGUAUUAAGAUGGAGUCCACUGUACUCGCUGGGCUUGCACCACGAAGCAUUCUGUCUAUGAGUUAUACAGACCGCAAGUUGGCUGCAAAGCAAGGGAUACGAAGCGGUAUAAAUGAGAGUCUAGUCGAGGUUACCGAGAACGCGAAUGCAACACUAAAGUUUGUCCGCUAUGAACGCAUGGUUCAGGAGCACCUAGUCAAGCUGGUUGGGUGGUGCCACAACGAAUGGGGUAACCCCAGUAAUCUGAAAGGUGGAGUUGAACCACUAGAGGCUCUUGCAUGCACCGUUUCAGAUAAGAAGUGCAGGUUUGUUUGA
Suillus subalutaceus is the source of this 882-nucleotide messenger RNA. RefSeq lists its product as uncharacterized. Bases 1 to 882 code for a protein of 293 amino acids. Lineage: Eukaryota; Fungi; Basidiomycota; Agaricomycetes; Boletales; Suillaceae. The record is from RefSeq and is a predicted model, not a curated record. The transcript is spliced from 7 exons.